CGUGCUGCCAGAUCUGGAUAUCAACAUGAUUUGCUGGGCGACCUGCGCGGCUUCUUCGAAUCUGGCGUUGAGCCUUUGAACUUGCACCACUGGAAAAGCUGGUACAGCGAACCUGUAGUUUCCAUGGCGCAGGCGACCAACUUUUGCGGGAACUGCUUCCUUCAACGAUUCAUCUUUGGCAACGAUACUGUCCUUAGUAAUGGCUACUCGAUCACCGUGUACCCAAAGGGUGUGGAUUCGCUUGAUCUGAACAAGAUAGAGCGAACAUGGGGCAACGUCUAUGCAGGCAAGGACCCGAAGUACGAGUACAGCAUGGGGCCGCUGCGCGACAGGGUGCCCGACAGUGAUCACAAAACGUACUACCUCAAAUACACGGAAGUCAGGGCAGAUCUCAUGAGACAGCUGUGCUCAAGACCGCACUUCCCCGGCAGCCAUCACCAGGCCAUCGCUCUUUUCUCCAUCAUCAACAUCAACCCCGAUCUGCUUCACGGGUGCACAAGCCAGCACCGAGAGACCAAGCCAAACAUGCUUCGUCUCCAAAGUCUCUGGGCAGAGGCAGUCGCCAUCUCACCAAGUGGCAAGGAAGACCCGCCAGAAGAACAUACCAAGGAUCUCUUGCAAGAGCUCUGUGAAGGCGUUAUCCACUACAUCUUGUCGCUCGACGAGCGCUUCCGCUUCGAGCACAAAGUCGUCUUCGCCGCAGUCAACAUUGCUCUCCAUGCCAUCCUCAAACCUGAAAAAUGGGCCAUUUUUGAGCCGACCAGGGAGGUGCUCUACGCGAAGGUCGGCAGCGCAUGUCUUGACAUGGCACUCGGCCUCACUGCAGUCCACAGAGCCAUCGUUGAGGCGAUGCUGGAGACCGCAGUCAUGGAUACAGAUCGCCAGCUCUCCAUGGACAGCAUUCUCAGCACACGGGCGAGCAUCCUGCACCGCAUUGGCCACUGCGUCAACGGCUCAACCCCAAUCCACUUCCUCGACUUUGUGUAUCCUCCCGAUUCGCGCACCCCCUUGGAGCAAUACAUACGCUUCGAAGUCUUGCGUGUCCUCCGGGCUGUACUGGUGGAGCCGUCUUUCUUCUCUUGCUCUGCGAGCCAGAUGGUGGCUGCGGCAGUCUCUGCAACGUGGCGUCGUCGGUUCGGAAUCCCCUGGGCGGAGCCGCUCGAUUCCCUUCCUGGUCACCAUUACGAAGAAAUCAAGUGGAUAGCGGACCUUCUGUAAUGUCGCAAGUGAGUUGCGGGGUGCGGUGAUUCCCGGCUCAUACUCUCUACAAGAAUGUCUUAUGUGUAUGGGAAGGACGUUCGUAAAACAAUGUCAAGGGUACCCAUAGAUUUCUUGCCCUACGGAACCUCCUCGCCGCGGUCUGGGAAGGUGAGACAUAGUGUCUGGCAGUGUAGGUGCGGGCCAUUCGUAGGCGAAUCGACAUUUGUAUGUACAUAAAGCUGGUCAAUGUAUCUCUCGUUUAGUUACACUUCCUGUCAAGAAUUUGCCCG
Messenger RNA from Microdochium trichocladiopsis, 1490 nucleotides. RefSeq lists its product as uncharacterized. The transcript has 7 exons. The record is from RefSeq and is a predicted model, not a curated record. NCBI's taxonomy places the organism in Eukaryota, Fungi, Ascomycota, Sordariomycetes, Xylariales, Microdochiaceae. The coding region runs from base 124 to 1218 and encodes 364 amino acids.